ACCGGGCCCCCGGGGCGUUGGCAGGCGGUGCGGACCGCAGCCGGAGGCCGGCCGACCUGGCUUCUCCUUCAGGAUGAGCUGCUCAGAGCGCGGGAGGGGGCCCCUGCCUCUCUGAGUUCGGGGGGACGGCUUCCCGACGGUGCUUCCCGACCGCCGCCGUUACUCGGCCGACGCCCUGGGUCUCUGAGCACGUCAUUAAGAUGCCUUAGUGGAACCAUGGAGAAGUACGUCAGAGUACAGAAGAUUGGAGAAGGCUCCUUCGGAAAAGCCAUCCUUGUUAAAUCCACAGAAGAUGGCAGGCAGUAUGUUAUCAAAGAAAUCAACAUCUCAAGGAUGUCUAACAAGGAGAGGGAAGAAUCGAGGAGAGAGGUUGCAGUGCUGGCGAACAUGAAGCAUCCGAACAUCGUCCAGUACAGGGAGUCCUUCGAAGAAAACGGCUCUCUUUACAUAGUGAUGGACUACUGUGAAGGAGGGGACCUGUUUAGACGAAUAAAUGCCCAGAAAGGUGUUUUGUUUCAAGAGGAUCAGAUUUUGGACUGGUUUGUACAGAUAUGUUUGGCCCUGAAACAUGUACAUGAUAGAAAAAUUCUUCAUCGAGACAUCAAAUCACAGAAUAUAUUUUUAACCAAAGAUGGGACGAUACAACUUGGAGAUUUUGGAAUCGCUCGAGUUCUUAACAGCACUGUGGAGCUGGCUCGAACUUGCAUAGGGACCCCGUACUACUUGUCACCUGAGAUCUGUGAAAACAAACCUUAUAAUAAUAAAAGUGACGUCUGGGCUCUGGGGUGCGUCCUUUACGAGAUGUGCACACUUAAACAUGCAUUUGAAGCUGGCAGCAUGAAGAACCUGGUGCUGAAGAUAAUUUCCGGGUCUUUCCCGCCUGUGUCUCUGCAUUAUUCCCACGACCUCCGCAAUUUGCUCUCUCAGUUAUUUAAAAGGAAUCCGAGGGACAGACCGUCCGUCAACUCCAUCCUGGAGAAGGGUUUUAUAGCCAGACGCAUUGAGAAGUUUCUCUCCCCUCAGCUUAUUGCAGAAGAAUUUUGUCUAAAAACAUUUUCCAAGUUUGGAGCACAGCCUAUACCAGCGAAGAGACCAGCUUCAGGACAGAGCUUGGCUUCUGUUGUGUCUGCUCAGAAAAUUACAAAGCCUGCUGCUAAAUACGGAGUGCCCUUAACGUACAAGAAAUACGGAGACAAAAAGUUACAUGAGAAGAAACCUCUCCAAAGACAUAAACAGACCCAUCAAACUCCAGUGAAGAAAAUGAAUCCUGGAGAAGAAAGGAGGAAAAUGUUUGAGGAAGCACCAAGAAAGAGAAGAUCGGAAUUGACUGAAAAAGAGAAGAAACACAAGGAUCAGAUCAGCUUCCUGAAGGCCGAGCAGCUGAGAAGGCAGGAGAAGGACAGGCUGGAGAAGAUAAAUCGGGCCAGGGAGCAGGGCUGGAGAGACGUGCUGAGCGCUGGUGGAGGCGGCGAGGUCAAGGCUCCCUUUUUUGGCAGUGGAGGGGCUGUGGCUCCAGCAUCUUUUUCUUCUCGAGGACAGUACAAGCAUUAUCACGCUAUUUUCGAUCAGAUGCAGCAGCAAAGAGCAGAAGACCGCGAGGUGAAGUGGAAAGGAAACAUCCCCGGCCGAAGACCUUUGGAAAGGCCAAGGGGGCCGCCGGCCGCGGAGCGAGCCAGACAAGUGGAGGAGUUCCUGCAGCGGCGGCGGGAGGCCCGGCAGAACAAGGCGCGGGCCGAGGGCCACCUGGGAAUCCUGCACAACCUGGCAGCCCUGUGCGGAGGCAGGCCCAGCUCUUCAAGAGGAGGGAAGCCAAGGAGCAAAGAGGAAGAGGUUUAUCUGGCAAGGCUGAGACAAAUAAGACUGCAGAAUUUCAAUGAGCGCCAACAGAUUAGAGCCAAGCUUCGUGGUGAAAAGAAGGAGGCUGAUAGCCCCGAAGGACAAGAGGGAAGCGAGGAGGCUGGCGUGAGGCGGAAGAAGGUUGAAGCACUUAAGGCCCAAGCGAGUGCGCGCGCUGCGGUCCUGAAGGAGCAGCUGGAGCGGAAGAGGAGGGAGGCGUAUGAGAGGGAGCGGAAGGCGUGGGAGGAGCAGCUGGUGGCUAAAGGAAUAAAGAACUCAGAUAUGUCUCCGCCUUCGGGGCAGCAUGGGGCAGGUGGCUCUCCCUCAAAGCAGCAGAUGAGACCCGUUAUUUCUGUGACUUCAGCUUUGAAAGAAGUGGGUUUGGACAGAAGCUUAACUGACACGCAGGAAACCCCGGAAGAAGCGCAGAAGACCAGCAGUGCUGUUUCAAGUAAGCGAGAAAUACUUCGUCGGUUAAAUCAGAAUAUUAAAGCCCAAGAAGAGGAGAACGAGAAGCAGGGCCCCUCUGAGCCGGAGCUGAGCACUGCGCACGAGGACGCCCCGGGGCAGGAGAGGGAGAGGGCCCCGGCCGAUCGCAGGAAGUGGGAGGCCGGCGGCCGGCUGGCCGUGCCCGCGGAGGGGCUGACCCUGGACACAUCCUUCUCUGCCUCGGGAAAGCAUACAGUGGGAGAGGUUAUUAAAUUAGAUCCUGGUGGAUCUCCAAGAAUCUGGGGGAGAAGCCCUACUGAUUCUGUUCUGAAGAUCCUUGGAGAAGCUGAGCUGCAGCUGCAGACGGGGCCGUUGGAGGACACAGUGCUUGGGAGCGAGAUUUCUCCUGAAAGGGAGAAGUGCAAACCCUUAAUGACAGGAGAAGAAGAAGUAAAAUGUAUUUCACCUGAGACGGACCUCUCAGCUACUGCUGAUUCUUCUGUUGAGACAAACGGUCAAAACUUGAGUGAGGCGUCUCCACAGUCAUCGCUGAAACCAGAAGGAAAUGGGGAUGAGCCUGACGACUUGGAAACAGAAGUCCUGCAGGAGCUGAGGGCAGCAGACGGAGGGGGCGGCUCCCCGCACACGGCCGUGGACGUGUGGGUUAGCGAAGUGGAGGGGGCACACGCAGCUGAGUUGCAAGAUAGGAUCACCAUUCAGCAAAGUGAGGCUUCUGAGGAUGGAGCCCCGGGGAGAACGGAGCAGCUUGGUGAGCCUCACGGAGAACCUGGAGCGGAUGAUUCUCAGCAUUCGGAGUGUGGUGUAGAGAAAUCUGUGCCACCAGAGCCGUUUUUCCACAGGGUGUUUCAUCCUAACCACUUGAGUGUCGCCUUUCAUGUUCAGUCACCUCUGUGUUCACGAGGAGAAUCCUUCCCACUUCGGCCUCACUCUGAUUCACCACCAAAAAGCAGGAAACAGAAUUCCUUGCUGAUUGGACUUUCAACUGGUCUGUUCGAUGCAAAUAACCCAAAGAUGUUGAGGACUUGUUCGCUUCCAGACCUCUCAAAGCUGUUCCAAACGCUGAUGGACGUCCCCACUGUCGGAGAUGUGCGGCAGGACAGUCUUGAAAUGGAUGACGUGGAAGAGGAGCACGUGAAGGAGGGACCUUCGGACUCUGAGGACAUCGCGUUCGCGGAGGCCGACGCAGACCUGCAGGAGCUGCAGGCGUCCAUGGAGCGGCUGCUGCGGGAGCCAGGGGACGAGGACAGCGAGGAGGAGCGGCCGGCGCUGCGGAGCAGCGGCGCGGGGCCGGGCCCCGGGGACGAGGACGACAACCCCAGUAGCGACAGCGCGCUGCACGAGGCCUGGCACUCGGACAACAGUGAUGGUGAGGUCACUAGUGAGUGCGAAUACGAGAGUGUCUUUAACCAUCUCGAGGAACUGAGGCUUCACCUGGAGCAGGAAAUGGGCUUUGAAAAGUUCUUUGAGGUUUAUGAGAAAAUAAAGGCUGUUCAUGAGGAUGAAGAUGAAAAUAUUGAGAUUUGUUCAACAGUAGUUCAGAAUCUGCUGGGACAUGAGCAUGAGCAUCUUUAUGCCAAGAUUCUUCAUCUGGUCAUGGCAGACGGGGCUUAUCAGGAAGAUAAUGAUGAAUAAUCCUGAGAACAUUCUUUAAUCCUCAACUAUAUGGAAGUAUUUAAAUUUGGCUUAUCAGAGUAAUACGCUUCAGUGGGAAAUGUAGCAAUUUUUUAUAAACGAAAUGCGAAGAUUUAAGGUGGGCAUGCUGAUCGCAUGAAAAUGAUGGAGAAACAUGCCAUUUUCAAUUAAAUUCUAGUUUUUUAUCUAUUUUAUUUUGUUUGUUGAGUUCUAUAGUUACCUCCUACAGAAAAUAUACUUUAUUAAGUCAUCCAACCAAAGUGUAAGAGUCAUUGAUCCAGACUGGACUUAAUGAUUUUGAAGAAGACUUGCCGUGCAGCAGGUAACUUUCACUUUCAGCAGAUGUCUUUAAGUUGAAAGAAUUACUUUUGUUGUGAAGGACCUGUGUGGUUUUUCAUGUAAGUAUUUGUGUGACUUUUUGUUGUUGUUGUUGUUUACUUUUUUCAUGGCCAGCAAUUCUGGAUUAAAUAACCUUGUCAAGGGCUCUCUUUAAAUCUUUAUAUUUCUUUACAUUUCAAAGAUGGAAUUUUUAGCCUUAAACUUUAUAUUCUCAGUCCUUUCUCAGCCAGUGUGUCUCCUGAGUUAGCUCAGUGGAAAUAGAAUAUACAAACAAUCUUAGAAUUCAUCGAAACAUUUGAUUAUGAAACAAUAGCAAAAGUAUAUUUGCUUAUAUUUAAAAAGUUGGUUAAUUAUUUUUGCGUCUCUUUGAGGACCAGAACCAGGAAGAUUGUAUCUGAAAAUUAGUCUGCGGGUUUUAACACUGACCCAAGCAUAUAGCAUACAGUUGCCCUCUUUGUUUCUAACUUCCUCUCAUGCAUGUACUUCAAGGGCGGUUGAGACUGAAAAGGAGAAAGGAGUUGUUUCUGUUUUGACACUGUGACAGUUUUGGUAACAGGUGUUCCAAAGGGGCAAAGGUUGGCUUCUUUUGUUUCCAUCAUGAGAGGAUGCGGUUGGAUCGUUAACGAUGAUGGGCACAGCUUCAGGUGCAGUGUGCCAAGUGUUACACGGGUUCAUUAGAGUUGUCUGAAAUCCAGAUGCUUUUAGUAAUAAAAGCAGAAUUUUUGAAACUCUUGAGUACAAAGCAGCCUGAUUGGCAUAAUCUGUAAUUUGACCAGUAAAAAAUUAUCUUGCAGCACUAUCAGUACUAUGCUGAACUUGUUAUGUAUAUUAUUUCUAACAUCUAAAACUAAAUACUUGAUUUUUAUAUGUUUGUUUACUUCAUGAUAUUACUAUUAAAUUGUUAUUAUCUACCUGAA
Molecule: messenger RNA, 5174 nt
Organism: Vicugna pacos (alpaca)
Lineage: Eukaryota; Metazoa; Chordata; Mammalia; Artiodactyla; Camelidae
Gene: NEK1
Product: NIMA related kinase 1
Biological process (GO): protein phosphorylation
Molecular function (GO): ATP binding; protein kinase activity
Source: RefSeq, a predicted model, not a curated record